Molecule: messenger RNA, 2294 nt
Organism: Vespa crabro (European hornet)
Lineage: Eukaryota; Metazoa; Arthropoda; Insecta; Hymenoptera; Vespidae
Gene: MED15
Product: mediator of RNA polymerase II transcription subunit 15
Exons: 12
Coding region: 139-2028 (629 amino acids)
Biological process (GO): regulation of DNA-templated transcription
Molecular function (GO): transcription coregulator activity
Source: RefSeq, a predicted model, not a curated record
GAAAGAAGAGUGUUUUACGUGUACACGUUAUAAAAAAAUAUUAUAAUAUACAUAAAUAAUUGCUAGGGAAAUAAAAAUAUAUAAAUUUUCGUUUAAUAAGACUUAAUUAGAGAAGAUUUUUAAAAAGAAGGAAAAAAUAUGGCAACCGACGAAAAUUCUUGGCGAACUCAAAGCUUUCGACAAAGUGUAGUAGCAAAACUUGAUGAAGCUGUACAAAUGUCAGGCAUGCCUACAGCAAAGAAUAGCAUUGAGAUGGAAAGCCAUGUUUUUCAAAAGGCGAAAAGCAAGGAGGAAUAUUUAAGCUUUAUCGCAAGGCUUAUCUUCCAUGUCAGAGAAAUGAAUUCUAAAAAAGGAACUGGAAAUAUAGCACCUGGUAAUACUGGAAGUGGAGGUCAAGGUAUGCCAGAUCCGAUUGGUGCAUUGCAAACUUUAGCAAGACAGGGAACAGGCAAUAAUCAAAUGAUUGGGAUGGGUGGACCUGGGCCUAAUCCGCAGGGCAUUGUACCACAAUCUUCUACAAAUACAGCCACUAAUCUUUUGCAAAGCUUAAAUCAACGUCCUGGACAACCAAUGACUAUGCCUGGUUUGCCAAAUAAAAUGUCUGGAAUGGGUAUGAUGCAAUCUGUUGGUACUAUGAGUCAUAUGAAUGCAAUCCAAGGUAUGCAAAGUGGUGCAAUUUUAACUCAAAUUAAUCAGAUGAAUCAAGGAAAUAUGCCACAGCAAAUGAAUCAAAUGAUUCCAACUCAAAUGAAUCAAAUAAAUACUGGACAAAUGCAGCAGAAUAUGCAAAAUCAAAUGCAAAAUCAGUUAUCGGGGCAAAUGUCCAAUCAGAUUGGCGGAUCUAUAAACGGUAUGCAAGCUAAUAUACCCCAACAAAUGAAUCAAAUUUCUUCUGGCCAGAUGGGUCCUGCUCAAGUGACACAACAGCUAAAUCACAUGCAAAGAAAACCUGGAGAAAUAAUAAAUACUGUAUUUCCUGGUCCACGUAAUGUUACUCCAAAUCAAUUUUUAAGACAAAGUCCAUCUCCUUCUGCCCCUAGUCCAGCAGCAUUAGCAGCACCAGCAAGUAAUCAAAUGGUAGCAUCUCCUGCUUUGGUACCAUCUCCAAGCCCACAACAUCCUAUCAUAGCAGGACCACAAAGAUCUGUAGGUAUGGCACCAUCUCCUAGUAGUUCAUUAAAUACUCCAGUAGCCGUGGGAGCAACACCUAGCCCACAACAAGAAGAUCAAGCAUAUAGAGAUAAAGUACGACAACUUAGUAAAUAUAUAGAACCAUUAAAAAGAAUGAUAUCCAGAAUGGGAAAUGAUGGAAAUGUCGAUAAGUUAAGUAAAAUGAAAAGAUUAUUGGAGAUUUUAUCAACACCGAGUAAACGUAUGCCAAUGGAAACACUCUUAAAAUGUGAAGUUGUAUUAGAAAAAGUCGACUUCAAAAGAGGCGACGGCAGUGUUGGACCACCUGUAACAACUUUAAAAGAACAUCAUUUCUUUAGUCCACUUUUAGAAGCAGUAAGCACUCAUUUACAAAGUCCGGUAGUAAAUCAUACUUUACAACGUACUUUUGGUCCAUGUUUAGAGGCAUUGUUUGGACCAGAGAUCAAAACUUUACCACCAUUGAAGAAACAUAAGAUAGAAGAGCCGCCUAGUGAAAUACCGGAUGUAUUACAAGGAGAAAUUGCACGUCUUGAUCAGCGAUUCAAAGUAAGCUUGGAUCCAGCACAACAAAAUGGUUCUAAAUGCAUACAAUUGAUAUGCUGGUUGGAUGAUCGUCAUUUACCAUGUGUACCACCUGUAUCGGUCAUUGUACCUGCUGAUUAUCCAUUAACACCACCGCGUUGUGUUAUGACGCCUCACGAAUAUACUACAACAUUCCUUUGUGCCGUUCAAAAGGCACUGAACGCUCGUAUUGCAAAACUUCCACGUCAUUUCUCUGUAUCACAAUUACUCGAUACUUGGGAAAUGAGCGUAAGACAAGCAAGUGCACCAACGCAAACUCCUGUCACUGCUAGUACGGUUUUAAUGAGUCUAUAGCACAAUUUUCUAAACGAUUGAUUUAUCUUUGUUCUAAUGUAAUAAUAUUAUUAUUGUAUCAAACUUCUUUAUUUUAGUAUAUACAAAAUGUUUACCAAAAUAUUUGAAUGGAGAUUGUGUGUUUGUGUGUAUAUAUGUGUGUGUACAUGCGUGCGUGAGUGUGUGCAUGCGUGUGAGUUUUCAAGAUCUUAUAAUCUUCCAAAAUAAAUGAUAUUAUAUUCCUUGAAAUAAUAAUGAAAAGCCAAUACAAUUAUUCGUUCUUCACA